Nilaparvata lugens (brown planthopper) is the source of this 350-nucleotide messenger RNA. Its product is annotated as zinc finger protein rst2-like. The record is from RefSeq and is a predicted model, not a curated record. The coding region runs from base 54 to 278 and encodes 74 amino acids. The transcript is spliced from 2 exons. NCBI's taxonomy places the organism in Eukaryota, Metazoa, Arthropoda, Insecta, Hemiptera, Delphacidae.
UGUUUGCAGUUGAGCAAGAGGCAGAAGGAUGUUCAGUGGAGAGUGAACCGGAGAUGUGGCCUCUAAACUGCAGCACAUCUGAAACUGCCAAUGCAACAGAAGUGGGUGGACUGAAUGCACAUUCAAUCUCUCCCAUGGAAGAGUGCACUGAGCCAUCUGUGGCUGGCAAAAAGAUCAAGCUCUACAGCUGUGCUGACUGCAGCUAUAAAACUCCAUCGAUCACUCAUUGGAAGAGACACAUGACGAAACACACUGGGGAAAAGCAUUUCAGUUGUUAAAGUUGAGAAACAGGAAAGUGCUUUUGAUGACAGUUGGAUUGGAGCUGCACGUAGUGAUACAGCUACUCAGCA